GGUGGAGCGGGGGGGGGCCGGUGCCAUGCCCUGCCCUUUGCCCGCUGCGGGAGGGGGCCGCGGCAGGGCGGCCGGAAGGGACGGCACGGUCUCCGUGCCAGCAGCGUGUCCUCCAGCCCGGGCAUUACCAUGGGGCCGGGCUGGGGCGAUGCUCUGGGUGACAGCGGUGCCCCCCAGCCCCGCAGUGACCCCGGGUGUCCUCCGCAGAGCGCGCCCCGGCGCCAUGCAUUCCCUGGAGGAGCCCCUGGACCUCAAGCUGAGCAUCUCCAAGCUGCGAGCUGCCCGCGAGAAGCGGGGCCCCUCCGGCCCUCGCCCCCGCGCUCCGCCGCGCCCGGACACCCCGCCGGCCGGGGAUGGCCGAGGGGGCAGCCGGGGGGGGCGCCGGGCCGUGCCAGCCCCGCCGUCCCCCGGGCUCCUGGGACACUCCAGGCUGCUGGAGCCGCGGGAUGGACGCUUCCCGGCCGCCGUGCCGGUGGUGGACCUCAGCCUGUCGCCCCGCUCCGGGGGGGAGUCUCCGGCUGGCAGUGCCUCGCUGUCCCCUGAGCGCCAGGGCAGCGGCGACCUGCCCGGCCCCCUCACCCCACACGAUUUCCAGUCCCUGCGCUACAUCGAUGGCCUCCCCAGCUCCUUCCAGUUCUUCCUGCCGCUGGGGGCUGGGGGGGCCCUGCACCUGCCCCCCGCCGCCUUCCCCCGUGAGAAGCCCUACAUCUGCCCCUACGAAGGCUGCAACAAGCGUUACUCCAACUCCAGUGACCGCUUCAAGCACACCCGCACCCACUACGUGGAGAAGCCCUACUCCUGCAAGAUGCCGGGCUGCCACAAGCGCUACACCGACCCCAGCUCCCUCCCACCCGGAGAUGCUCAAGGUGCACCCGCCUCCCAAAACGCCCCUGGGCUCGGCGGAGGUGCCCUACGUUAA
Molecule: messenger RNA, 919 nt
Organism: Ficedula albicollis (Collared flycatcher)
Lineage: Eukaryota; Metazoa; Chordata; Aves; Passeriformes; Muscicapidae
Gene: GLIS2
Product: GLIS family zinc finger 2
Exons: 4
Coding region: 26-919 (297 amino acids)
Biological process (GO): smoothened signaling pathway; regulation of transcription by RNA polymerase II
Cellular component (GO): nucleus
Molecular function (GO): RNA polymerase II cis-regulatory region sequence-specific DNA binding; DNA-binding transcription factor activity, RNA polymerase II-specific
Source: RefSeq, a predicted model, not a curated record